Molecule: messenger RNA, 2917 nt
Organism: Emys orbicularis (European pond turtle)
Lineage: Eukaryota; Metazoa; Chordata; Testudines; Emydidae
Gene: ZNF507
Product: zinc finger protein 507
Exons: 6
Coding region: 74-2917 (947 amino acids)
Biological process (GO): positive regulation of transcription by RNA polymerase II
Cellular component (GO): nucleus
Source: RefSeq, a predicted model, not a curated record
GCGACGCCGGUCCGAGAGAAGCGAGGCGACGUGGCGGGGAGCGGCCUGUCCCGCGGAGGACCCGGCAGAUAUUAUGGAAGAGGGAAGCAGUAUUGCAGUAUUGGUGCCAAAUAUUGGGGAACAGGAAGCUGUACUGAUUUCUGAAACAGUCAUUGGCUCAACACUGGAAAGCAGUGAAGAUCACAGAAAAUGUAAAACUGAUCCUCUAAUCCAUGUUAUCGAAAAAUUAAGCAAGAUAGUAGAAAGUGAGAAGUCACAGAGAUGCCUUUUAAUAGGGAAAAAACGUUCCCAUCCUAAUGCUUCUACGCCAUCUUUUGAAACACAAGAAAUUUCUGAGAUCCCAGCUAAAACAAUGGAGCUGCCUGUUAUUGGCAUUAAAAAGACUGAUGAGCUACAAGCAGAUUAUGUAACCAAUUGUCUUCCACAAAGUAAAAGAAAGGUUAUAUGCUACCAAUGUAGUCUAUGUAAAUUUCUAUCGCCAUCUCUUUCUAUACUACAAGAACAUAUAAAACAACAUGGUCAACAGAAUGAAGUGAUAUUAAUGUGCUCAGAAUGCCACUUUGCUUCUAAAAAUCAAGAAGAACUUGAAGUUCAUGUCAGAAUUCACCAUGAGAAUGAUGGCAAAAACCAGUCAAAAGUGCAACAAUGUGUAAAUCUCUCAACUUCAUCUUUGCAAGGGCCAGUGGAAGGAAGUGUCAAAGCAGGCACUGAUCAGGCAGUACAUCUGGACUGUAAAGGCAUAACUCAGUCUACUCCUAUAGCUGAAAUGGGUAGGAGAAAAUGGUAUACUUAUGAGCAGUAUGGCAUGUAUCGGUGCUUAAUUUGUAGCUACACUUGUGGUCAGCAAAGAAUGUUGAAAACCCAUGCAUGGAAACAUGCAGGUGAGGUUGAUUGUUCCUAUCCUAUAUUUGAAGAAGAAAAUGAGCCUGCUAGCUUGUCAGAUGCAACUGUAACUCAUACGCCUCAUAGUGUGGAUACAAUUGUUCUCUCUCUAGAAAAUAAUGAACUAGACAUCCAUAGUGACCAUUCUCUUCAACUCCAGAUUUGUAGUUCUGAGCAACUGUCAUGUAAAUCUCCACCAGUGGUAGAAAAUGUAAAAGAGGAGGAGGUUCUAAGUCAAUCAACAGCCCUUUCCCCUACUGGAGAACUGUUAGAGGAAACCAUAUCGGAUACAGAGCAAGAUAAUUUGAUAACUGAUAGCCUACUUUCAUCAGCACAGAAAAUCAUUAACUGUAGCCCAAAUAAGAAAGGUCAUGUUAAUGUAAUAGUAGAGCGCUUGCCAAGUGCUGAAGAAACUGUUUUACAGAAACCUUUUCUAAUGAACACUGACAUUGAAGCUGAGAAAAAAUUAAUCUCAGAGGAAUCCCAGGUUGUGUGUGAAGGAUCUGGUGAAGUUUAUCACUCAGAUGAAAUUGAAGAAGUAAUAAUCGGAUGGAGCAAUACUGAGAAGAAAGAUAAUGAUUUAAUCUCUAAUAAAGGCAUAGCAGCUGAUGAAAAUGCCCCUCCUGUGCGAAGAAGAACAAAUUCGGAGUCUCUGAGACUGCACUCGUUAGCUGCAGAAGCUCUUGUUACAAUGCCUAUCAGAGCUGCAGAACUAACAAGAUCCAGCUUUAGGGCCUUCACUGCGGUAAACUCUUUAGAUGCAGAUACAGGACAAAGACAGACGGAUGGCACUUGUGCAGCCCAUUCUAAAAUGGUAUUGUCACUUAAAAACCCUCCAGAGGGGUUAACUAGUUUAAACCAAAGUGACUGUGCAAUAAUGGAGCUACAGAAGGACAAACCAGAGCUAUCAGAAGCACCAAUUAAAAUGGGCAUUAGUAUGUCACUGCUCACAGUAAUUGAAAAAUUGAGAGAGAGGACAGAUCAGAAUGCUUCUGAUGAUGACAUUUUGAAAGAAUUACAGGACAAUGCACAAUGCCAACCUGUGAAUGACAUGAACAUGCCAGGAAGUAACCUGGUAGAGUACAUACCCAAUGUAGAUCGACCAUACCGCUGUCGCCUAUGCCAUUAUAGCAGUGGCAAUAAGGGCUACAUAAAACAACACUUGAGAGUCCAUCGUCAAAGGCAACCAUAUCAGUGUCCUAUCUGUGAGCACAUAGCUGACAAUAGUAAAGAUUUAGAAAGCCACAUGAUCAACCACUGCAAAACCAGAAUGUAUCAAUGCAAGCAAUGUGAAGAAUCCUUUCACUAUAAGAGUCAGCUGCGAAAUCAUGAGAGAGAGCAACAUAGUCUUCCAGAUCUGCUCUCAACAGCAACAUCUAACAAACUAAUAGUUUCCAGUGAGGCAGAUGAAAGAGAAGGGAAUAAGCCUUCAGUCCAGAAACUCUAUAGAUGUGAUGUGUGUGACUACACAAGCACAACAUAUGUUGGGGUACGAAAUCACAGACGGAUUCAUAACUCUGAUAAGCCAUACAGAUGUUCUCUUUGUGGAUAUGUAUGCAGCCACCCUCCUUCCCUGAAGUCCCAUAUGUGGAAACAUGCAAGUGAUCAAAAUUAUAAUUAUGAACAAGUGAACAAGGCUAUUAAUGAUGCAAUUUCACAAAGCGGCAGGUUUCAAGGGCAGCUACCUGGAAAGACUCUAUUAGAAAGCACUGAUGAAAGUUUAGUACCUGUUCUAGGGAGUUCAGAGAACUUGGUGUCAUUUUCAGAGUCCAUUAAUCAGACUACUAAUGAAAUUUCAGGUUCCAAUGAAAAUCAAAAACUUAAUCCAACAAUUAAUACCUCAUGCAAUGUAGAAAAGAACUCCAGUCAGCCCCACCUUGGUACAGAAUACUGUGUUCUACUCUUCUGCUGUUGUAUUUGUGGGUUUGAGUCCACCAGCAAAGAAAAUCUGUUGGAUCAUAUGAAAGAACAUGAAGGUGAAAUCAUAAACAUAAUUCUAAAUAAGGACCACAAUGCAACUCAGAACUCCAACUAG